Molecule: messenger RNA, 2146 nt
Organism: Alligator mississippiensis (American alligator)
Lineage: Eukaryota; Metazoa; Chordata; Crocodylia; Alligatoridae
Gene: BGN
Product: biglycan
Exons: 8
Coding region: 116-1255 (379 amino acids)
Molecular function (GO): protein binding
Source: RefSeq, a predicted model, not a curated record
GCUCGGGGGGGGGCGGGGGCGGGGAGGGUCCCGGACGCCUGGGUUCCUUGCAGUGGGGGGGGCCGUCCCAGUCCCGUCUCAGCCGCCGCCGCCGCCGCUGCGCGACCAGGUCACCAUGGUGCCCCUGCUACUGCUGGUGCUGCUGUGUCCCACUGGGGCACUGGGGCUGGGGCUGGUGCCACCCUUUGAGCAACACGGCUUCCUGGACUUCUCGCUGGAUGAUGUACCGGCGCUGGGGCCAGGGGAUGAGGACGAGGCCUCGGGACUCUUCCCCACCUCGGGGGCCCCUGACCUGGGCCUGGAUGAGUUGGGGCUGCCUCCACCCUCAGGCCACUGCCCCUUUGGCUGCCACUGCCACCUGCGUGUGGUACAGUGCUCUGACCUGGGGCUGAAGGAGGUGCCCAAGGACCUGCCACCUGACACUACACUGCUGGACUUGCAGAACAACUUCAUCUCAGAGCUGCGGGCUGAUGCCUUCAAGGGGCUGGAGCAUCUCUAUGCACUGGUGCUGGUGAACAACCGGCUGUCACGGGUUGACCCCAAGGCCUGGACUCCACUGCGGCGCCUGCAGAAGCUCUACCUGUCCCGCAACCUCCUGACUCGGGUCCCAGCUCCGCUGCCUCCUGCUCUGGUGGAGCUGAGGAUCCAUGACAACAAGAUCCGCCGCGUGCCCAAGGCCGUGUUCCAUGGCUUACACCAAAUGAACUGCAUUGAGAUGGGGGGCAACCCCCUGGAGAACAGUGGCUUUGAGCCUGGAGCCUUUGAUGGCCUUCAGCUCAACUACCUGCGUAUCUCCGAGGCCCAGCUCACUGGCGUGCCCAAGGACCUGCCAGAGACACUGACAGAGCUGCACCUGGAUCACAACCAGAUUCAGGCCAUUGAAUUGGAAGACCUGAAGCGCUACAGCAAGCUUACCAGGCUGGGGCUGGGUCACAACCGAGUCCGUGGGGUGGAGAACGGCAGUCUGUCCUUUCUGCCGCUGCUGCGGGAGCUGCACCUGGAGCACAACAAGCUGCAGCGGGUGCCCCCCGGCCUUCCCAACCUGCGCCACCUCCAGGUGGUGUACCUCCAUGCCAACAACAUCUCAGCCGUGGGGCCCCACGACUUCUGCCCGCCAGGCUUUGGGGUGAAGCGCUCCCCCUACCAUGGGAUCAGCCUCUUUGGGAACCCACUGCCUGCCUGGGAGGUGCCACCCGCUGCCUUCCGCUGCGUCUCUGCCCCACUGGCUGUGCAGUUUGGCAACUACCGCAAAUAAAGGGCACCCCAAAUCUAGGGACACCCCCAUAACUAGGCAGAGAGAGAGCCAGGCAGGGGGCCUGGGGGGGCAGCAGGGUUAGGGAGAAGGGUGUGAGGCUAGUUUUGGGGGGCCAGGGGGAGUUUGGGGGGACAUUUGGGGUAGCUUUUGGGGUGUGGGGGCAGUUCCAGACCUGCCAGAGUCAUUUGGGGGGGUAUCAGCAGUUUUAGGGGCAGUGGGGAGUUUGGGGGUCAAGCAGUUAGUUUUAGCGGUGCAGGGGACUUAUAGGGCUUAUGGGGAGCUUUGGGGGGCAGUAGGUGGGUAUGGGGGUUUGGGGGAUGAUAUUGGGGUGCAGAGGGGUCUUGGGGGUCAGGUAGGAUUGGGGAUGGCAGGGAGCAGUAUUGGGAAGCAGCGGGAUGAAAGGGCACAGGGAAGGUUUGGGGGGGCAGGGUAAUUUAGAAGGCAGGGGCAGUUUUGGGCCGGUGAGUAGAUUUGGGGGUGUAUGGGAAAUUUGGGGUUCAAGGGGAUGUGGGUGCUAGGGGGAGAGUUUGGGGGCAGGGAUAGUUUCUGGAGGCCAGGGCUGAGUUAUGGGGACCAGGGGGUGGAUCUGGGGUCAUUUUGGCAGGCAGAUAUUGGGGUAUAGAAGCGGGGCAGGAGUGGGAGAGGCUCAUGGGGGAGUUCAGGGGUGAAAGGAAUGGAGCCUUUCUUAGAGUCCCCCCUCCCCUUCCCUGGGAUUUAGGUUCCCCCCAGCCCCCAACUUCUCCCUGUCAGGGUCACAUCAAAGCCUGGAGACAUAUGUAAAGCCUCUUCAACCCCUCUCCCUAGCGCCCCCCCCCCCCCAAAAAAAAAGGAGCAGAAAAAAUGGGGUUUUAUAUAUAAAAAAUAUAGAAUUUUGCUAUUUUUUGCCCAAAA